Molecule: messenger RNA, 2689 nt
Organism: Labrus bergylta (ballan wrasse)
Lineage: Eukaryota; Metazoa; Chordata; Actinopteri; Labriformes; Labridae
Gene: plg
Product: plasminogen
Biological process (GO): proteolysis
Molecular function (GO): signaling receptor binding; serine-type endopeptidase activity
Source: RefSeq, a predicted model, not a curated record
UACACCAGGAGGAAUCGACUAUGAGCUGCUAGGAAAAGGGCCUCAACAUGGACCUGUACAAAAUAGCUUUCCUCCUGGGAGCUUUGAUCUGCACAGUAAGUGGAGAUGAAGUGGACGGCUACACCAGAACUGGAGGAGCAUGGCUCCUCUCACUGCAGAAAAGACAGUACUCAGUAAACACUGCGACUGCAUGUUCUGCCAAAUGUGAUGCUGAAACGACUUUCACGUGCAGAGCUUUCAUAUAUGUUGAAAAGGACCAAGAGUGUUGGACAGUAGCUGCAAACUCCAAAGUAGAGACUGUCCUGCGCAGAACCAGCACCGUUUUGUAUGAGAAAAAUGGAUACCUACUGGAGUGUGUAAAUGGACUAGGAACAGAUUACAGAGGAACAAAGUCCAAAACGAUGACAGGAAAGGCAUGUCAGAGAUGGGAAGCACAAUAUCCACAUAAGACAAACUUCAGGGCGCAGACACACCCCCUAGCAGACCUGGAGUCCAACUUCUGCAGAAACCCCGAUGGAGACGAAGGAGGACCCUGGUGUUACACCACAGACCCAAGCACCCGCUGGGAAACCUGCAACGUACAAAGCUGCACUGAGGAUUGUAUACUCUGCAGCGGUGAGGAUUACAGAGGAAAAGUCGCCACCACAGAGAACGGCAACACCUGCCAACGCUGGGACUCCCAGAAACCUAACAACCAUGGCUACAACCCUAGCGCUCUUCCAGAGAAGUAUCUUGAGGAGAACUACUGCAGAAACCCAGAUGGUAGUCCUCGACCCUGGUGCUUCACCACCAGCCCGACCAAACGAUGGGAUUUCUGCUCAAUACCCCGCUGCGAAUCUGAGCCCCCCACCAUCGUCCCAGAGUUGACCUGUGCGACUGGUGAAGGUGGAGCUUACAGAGGCACGGUAGCUGUGACAGAGUCGGGGAAAACGUGCCAGAGCUGGUCCACUCAGACGCCACAUAAACACAAUCGCACGCCAGACAACUACCCCUGCAAAGGCCUAGACAACAACUACUGUCGUAACCCUGACAACGAGAGGAUGCCCUGGUGUUACACCACGGACUCUGAGACUCGCUGGGAGUACUGCAAAGUGCCAAGCUGUGGAGCCGACCCGGAUGACGCCGUUAUUCCACCAGAGGAGGAGGACUGCUACGAGGGGAACGGCUCCAGCUAUCGAGGCAUAACAUCAGAAACCAUCAGCGGGAAAAGAUGCCAAGCCUGGACCUCCAGGACUCCUCACAGCCACCAGAAAACUCCACAGGCCUUCCCCAACGCGGAUCUCAGGAGGAAUCUGUGCAGGAACCCUGAUGGCGACAAGGCUCCCUGGUGUUUCACAAUGGACCCCAAAACCCGCUGGGAGUACUGCAACCUGGAGAAGUGCUCCACCAGUCCCUCUGGAGGAGGAUCCUCCUCCACAGCUACCAAACCCCAACCCCCGUCCUCCCCCACUGAAGGCCCAGCGACAGAAGAUUGUAAGAUUGGAAAUGGGGGUACAUACAGAGGUCCGACCUCCAUCACCAUACUCGGCGUUACCUGCAUGGCCUGGAGUUCUCAGAACCCUCACACACACAACAGCUUCACCCCACAAAGCCACCCAGACAAGGGUCUGGAAGGCAAUAGCUGCAGAAACCCAGACAACGACGUGAAUGGACCGUGGUGUUACACGACUGACCCGAGCAAGAAGUGGGACUACUGUCAGAUCCCUGACUGUGCCGGUCUGAAGUGCGGAUCUCCCGUCACCAAACCAAAGCGUUGUUUCGGCCGGAUCGUUGGAGGCUGCGUGUCCAAACCUCAUUCGUGGCCCUGGCAAAUCAGCCUCCGCACCAAUACUGGGAUUCAUUUCUGUGGAGGAACUCUGAUCCACCCUCAGUGGGUCCUGACUGCCAAACACUGUCUGGAGAGGUCCAGGCGGCCCGGGGCCUACAAGGUCGUCCUGGGUGUCCACACAGAGAGAGCCAAUGAGGCGACGAAACAAGAGAAGAACCUGGAGAAACUGGUGCUGGAACCCAACGGAGCUGACAUCGCUCUGCUGAAACUGCAGACCCCUGCAUUAAUAAAUGACAAAGUCCUGCCAGCUUGUCUGCCAGAGAAGGACUACAUCGUCCCCAGUGGCACCGAGUGUUACGUUACCGGAUGGGGUGAAACUCAAGGUACGGGAGGUGAUGGCAUCCUGAAGGAAGCUGGUUUCCCUGUGAUCGAGAACAAGAUGUGUAAUCGUCCGUCCUACCUGAACGGCAGAGUCAGAGACCACGAGAUGUGUGCUGGAAACAUCGAGGGAGGCAUAGACAGCUGCCAGGGUGACAGCGGUGGUCCUCUGGUGUGCAAUGCCCAGAACAAGUUUGUCUUGCAGGGGGUGACAUCAUGGGGUCUGGGAUGCGCCAAUGCCAUGAAACCCGGUGUCUACGCCCGAGUUUCAAAGUUUAUCGACUGGAUAGAAAUUACCAUCAGAGCCAAUUAACAACAAACCACCUUUAACAUGGAAAGUAGUUUUGAAUUUGAACAGGCACAAAGAAAUACUGCUCGUUUCUUUUUUUGACAACUCUUUAACAUGUUUGUUGCCUGGUAUCAUUUGUAAAAACGAGUGUUUUGUUUCCUGCAGGGGAACAUAUGAAGCAGUUCAUCUUAAUGUUGGAGAUCUGGUUUGUUAAUUCUGUAAGAGUGGAAAAAUAAAAUGUAAUACAAAGGAAA